This is a messenger RNA of Papaver somniferum (opium poppy), 3540 nucleotides long. RefSeq names its product early endosome antigen 1-like. The transcript has 9 exons. Lineage: Eukaryota; Viridiplantae; Streptophyta; Magnoliopsida; Ranunculales; Papaveraceae. Bases 580 to 3351 code for a protein of 923 amino acids. The record is from RefSeq and is a predicted model, not a curated record.
CUCUUGUGGUAUUUUACUGGCAAUUUCAGAAAUCUUGUCCCCAAAUAGAAACCUCAAGAAGUUUCCAAGUUUAUACAGAUUCUCAGAAAGAAUCUUAAUUACUAGGGUUUUUUAAUUUUCUGAAUUUCAAAAUCAUCUCUGUAAAUCAUGUCCAUUAUUCAGCUUGAACACUAAGUACUGCUGCUGGUAUAUUUCUUGAAGAUACAGACUGAAUCGGCUCACAAUUGGUUUUUCUCAGCAUGUGUACCGGUUUCCUGGCAGUGUGAAUUUUGGGAGGAGAAAACAAGGAGGGAUAAGGAGAUUUGAAGAAGUUGAACAGAGGCCGGUGUAGAUCUUGGUGGUAGCAAGUCUGUGCGAAAAUCCUCAAGGGCUGAAGACUGGUGCUUGUAGCUCUGCAGCAGGAUCUGCAAACGCGGUGUUUUGGAAAUACUAAGGUGCAUUGGCCUGUUUCGUUGUUACUAUUAUUUUCAUCGUAGCAAAUUCAGCCGUAAUAACUGAACUUUUGCGUGCACAUUUCAGGGAAAUCAGAACUAAACACAGUGGUAACGUGGAUCAGUUCAUUUGCAUGAUUUAUUACUUAUGAGGAAGUUAUUCUCCUUUCGAUCUUCAUCUUCUAGCAACGUAAUCAACGACCGUGCUCCUCCCCCUGCACCACCUGAUAAUGAGGAGCUCUAUUGGGAAGCACCUUUUAAAUUUGGAGACAACACUCAACUGAACAAAACUCUAAAACAAAUCCCAGAAAGACAAAAUUUGGCUCCAUGUACAGGCCUUAGAAGGAGCCUCUCAUUUUCAUCCGCAUCAUAUAUUGGAUCUCCUACGAAUAACGGGAAUGUGCAUGCUCAAUCUGAUGAUAUUUUAGUUGGUUGUCAUUCCCGUACCCCGGAUAGGCACCCCAAAGCAAAAAGAGGUGAAGGUCUUGCUGCUAGGAACAAAUAUGGUCUGGAGAAGGUUGAAUCUCCCUGUUCAUCAAAUUCCAUUGACUCGAAACGUGACUCUGCUCACGGAUCUCCUCAACCCAAUUCUGCGCGUUUGGUUCAUGUCUCAAAUAAUGUUUUGGACCUUUACAUAGACGGGGAACAGAAUCAAGAUAUGAAUUUGAGAACAAGAAGCAGUUCUUUUAGAUGCCAAUCUAAUAUCGCAGUUGGUGGUAGACGGCCUCCGCGAAUUCAAACUACUGCACCAGUUUCCCCUGCGGAUAUGAGAAAAGACAAAGGGAGGUCUCAUUCCUUCAGAGAUAAUCAUCUUAGGCUUUCAACUAGAGAGUGGAAAAGAACAGAGUUUGGGUCUGAGUCGCCACAAAAACUUGCAAGAAAUGUUGUUGAGAGACUAUCUCAGGUGUUUCCUCAUAAGCCAAAAACCAGAUCCCGCGAUUUAAAUCCUGACACUCCAACCACGGUCGAAGAUAUCUUUGGGAGCUUCGUGGACCCAAAUCCCAGUUCAUAUUCUGAUGUUAUUACCCAAAAAAAUUGUGUGUCUGAUACACCUUAUGAUACCAUGACUGGUUAUGUUGGUGACGUGGGCAAGGACUUCUCAGAUGAAAGAUUUUCUGUGGCAGAUGCUUCAGUUUCCAUGUACCUAGACAAGGAGGACCUGGAGUUGCACAAGUACGCAGAUGAAGCCCAGGAGAGGGUCAUGUGUGUGGCUGAAGAAAUUGAGCAGGAUACUCUACUUAGGAGUCGAGAUUUCAGUGUGUCAGAAUUAUUUCAGACAAUUAGAAGUCUCAGUGAGGAGAAGAGAAGCUUGGCAGAGGAAGUUUUGACCCAGAUACAGUGCCGAAUUUCGGAGAGAGAAUCUGCUAGAGAAGCUCGCAGAGGGGCAAUGGUGGAAAUUGAUUCACGGACAAGAAGAUUGGAGCGAGAAAAAAAUGAGCUGCAGAAAACAUUGGAGCAGGAGUUGGAUAGAAGGUCCAGCGACUGGUCAUUUAAGCUUGAGAAGUACCAGUUAGAAGAGCAAAGGUUACGGGAGAGGGUAAGGGAGUUGGCAGAGCAAAAUGUUUCGCUCCAGAGAGAAGUCUCUUCUUCUAAUGUCAAGGAGGCGGAAAAUAGAAACCAAAUUGCUAAUGCGGAGGUACAGCUGAAGGAUUUAACUGCAAAAUUGGAAGAAACAACAAAGGAGAAUUGUGCUCUUCGGCAAAACUUGUCAAAACUGCAUGACCAGUGUAAAGGGGCUGAAAAUGAUAGAGAUUGUAUCAGACAGAGCUACAAAGCCACAGAGAAGGAAAUCAAAGAGUUACAGAAAACUGUAGCAAGGCUGCAGAGGACCUGCAGUGAGCAAGAAAGGACGAUUAAGGGUCUGCGGCAAGGACUUGCUGAGGAUGUUGAAAGGAAGGAACCCUUUGAUUACGAUGCUAAUAGAUGGAAAAUGGAGCAGGUUAGACUGACGGGGGUUGAACAAGUUUUAAGAAGGGAGGUUGAGUCAUAUAGACUUGAAGUUGAAUCUAUACGGCGGGAGAACAUGAAUCUGUUGGAUCGCCUAAACAAUAGUGGUAUUGAGGGUGGAUCAGCAGGCUUCAGGCUUGAGCAGGAGCUGAAAGAUAGAAUCUUUUGCUUACAGAAACAAGGAUUAUCAUUGUUCGAUGAAAGUUGUCAGCUGUGUGAAAAGUUGCUAGGAUUCUUUAACGGUAAAACAGAUAAGAGUGCUGGGAAAAUUCAAGAAGUUGGAAAGGAUGGGUACUUUAUAGUUGAAGCCAAUAUGAAAGUUCAAAAUAUGAAAAGAGGAAUUGAGAAUCUGACACGAAGUUUACAGUCAAUAUCACUGGUGUUGGAAGAAAAGUCGAAUACUGAGAAUGACAGCUCUGGGAAACUGAAGGAUAAGGCUUCAGAGGAUGAUAUUGCCUUCAAACUCAAGGCAGAAACUCUCUUGACAACCCUAUUGCGAGAAAAUUUGUUAUCUAAACAACAGGAAGUCGAGCAAUUGCAAGCUGAGGUGGCAACAGCGGCAAUAGGUCAUCAUAUUCUUAGAUCCGAGGUCCAGGGUGCACUAGAUUCCCUUUCUAGAGCAUCUCACAAGAUGAAGGAUCUAGAACUUAAGUUGAUGAAGAAAGAGGAUACUAUACAUCAACUGACAAGCCAACUCCAACAAUGUGAAAAAGAGUUGGCAUCGGUAAAGGGAGUGCUCUCGAAGAUGACUGAAGAGAGAGAUUUGUGUUGGGAUGAAGUAAAGAAUUACAGUGAGAAGAACAUGUUACUGAACAGUGAAGUGAACAUGUUAAGGAAGAAAGUUGAAAGCCUGGACGAAGAUGUGCAUAUUAAAGAGGGCCAGAUCACAAUUCUAAGAGACAGUCUUGGAAAUAGAAAGCCCUUUGACAUUCUCUAUAGUCCUAAUUCCAUGCAAGAGAUGGAGCAUUUUUGAGGAUUAUCUCUAUCCCAUUUUUCUUCUUAUACCUUAAAAGUAGGUUUUUGUUUAGAAACUCGUCAAUUGUGAAUUUUUGUUCUUCUUAUACCACCACCUAGGUUUAUUGAAUUACCUCCAACAAUCGCUUGUUGUAUAGUUUCUCUUCAUAUUUUACAGCUUAAUAAGAUUCAAGAAUUUAUCUAGUGA